AUGGAUCCCUCGAUGUUCACGCCCGAGAUGAUGGCGCAGGCGCAGCGCAUGAUGGCGAACAUGACGCCGGAACAGAUGGAACAGAUGCAGCGCAUGGCGGGGUCGAUGGGGAUGGCCAUGCCGCCGGGCGCGGCGGAAGCGAUGAAGAACAUGACGGCGGAUGACAUGCGGCGGGCGGCGAGCGAAAUGGGAAACAUGACGCCGGAACAGAUGAAGGCGCAAUACGAACAGGCGCAAGGGCAGGCGAAGGCGAGCGCGAUGUAUAAGUACGGCGCGAGUGAGAAGCUGAAGUCGGAGGGGAAUAAGCUCGUGGGAGAGGGGAAGCACGCGGAGGCGAUUGAGAAGUACGCGCGAGUGAAGGCUAACCUUUCGGAGGACGGAAGCGCGGAGGCGAAGACGCUGCGAGUGUCGUGUCUGUUGAACUCGGCUCUGUGCUUUAACAAGAUCGGAAAGCACGGUGAUGCGAUUUCGGAGUGCGCCGCGGCGCUGGAGCUCGAACCGAGGAGUCUCAAGGCGUACUAUCGACGCGGACAGGCGCUCGUGGCGAUGGGCGACCUCGAGCGCGGCGUCGAGGAUUUGAUGCGUGCGAAUAAGCUCAGUCCCGGGGACGAAACCGUGAAGGCUGAGCUUGAUGCGUGCGUUAAAAACAUGGAAUCGAAAGACAUGGCCGUCCCGGCGGCGUGUCCACCGUUUGAUCAUCCGCAAGCGGCGCCAGUCGCGAGUAGCAGCGGAGCGUCGGCCGCCGUGCCGGGCAUGCCGAACAUCACCCCUGAUAUGCAAGCGCAGAUGGAGGCGAUGAUGAACGACCCUAACGCAAUGGAACAAGUGACUUCCAUGCUCGGAGGUAUGUCGGAGGAACAACUUGCUGCCAUGGCGGCUUCGAAUCCGAUGAUGGCAGGCAUGGACACAGAAGCGCUUAAGAAGGCAACGGGCAUGAUGAAGAACAUGAAGCCCGAGACCAUGAAAGCUAUGAUGAAGAUGGCGAAGGGCAUGGGCAUGGACGGUCAAGGUGGCGGUGGAAUGGACCCCAACGACCCCAACUUCAUGGCCAAGAUGCAAGAAGGGCUGAACAACCCAGAGAUGCGAGAAGCCAUGGUAGACAUGAUGCAGAGCAUGGACGCCGAGUCGAUCAAGGAAAUGUCUCAGAGCAUGGGCAUGUCCAUGGACGACGCGCAAGCGGAGCAGGCUGCGAACGCUCUCAAGAACAUCUCGCCCAAGACGAUGGAUCGAAUGCUUACCAUGGCGUCGUUCGCCGGUGGUAUGUACAGUCGCUUCAAGCGCCCGAUCGACUGGGCUCUUCGCAACAAGCGAACGGCGAUGAGCAUGUUCGUCGUCUUGACUGCGGUCGGAACGACGUAUGUACUCAGAUGGUGGCGCCGACGUGGUGGGGACGUUGACGCCGUUAAUGCGACGGAACUGCUCGGUGGUGGCUCGACGUUUUAA
Molecule: messenger RNA, 1443 nt
Organism: Ostreococcus tauri
Lineage: Eukaryota; Viridiplantae; Chlorophyta; Mamiellophyceae; Mamiellales; Bathycoccaceae
Product: Tetratricopeptide repeat
Exons: 2
Coding region: 1-1443 (480 amino acids)
Molecular function (GO): protein binding
Source: RefSeq, a predicted model, not a curated record